Molecule: messenger RNA, 7457 nt
Organism: Platichthys flesus (European flounder)
Lineage: Eukaryota; Metazoa; Chordata; Actinopteri; Pleuronectiformes; Pleuronectidae
Gene: ptprz1b
Product: protein tyrosine phosphatase receptor type Z1b
Exons: 31
Coding region: 654-4958 (1434 amino acids)
Biological process (GO): peptidyl-tyrosine dephosphorylation
Molecular function (GO): protein binding; protein tyrosine phosphatase activity
Source: RefSeq, a predicted model, not a curated record
UUAUUUUAUCUUUCAGGGAAAUUGCAAUUAUUCACAAUGAAAGACAAGUUUUUAAAAUAUCAAUUAUUUCAUGUAACUGCUUGAAAAUACAAAUGCAUUUUUUGUGGCCUUCUUGAUCCCCGACCACAAUGGAUGCAGGCCUUUAGUUUCCCACUAAAAUAGCAAAUAAGGACAGGUCCAAAACAUGAUGAAAAAUGUGGUCCCUUUGUGUCCCAUGGUUUAGAAAAAUCAUAGAUCCACCUCUGCUAUAAAUCUAGGAUAUGAAUCACACUGGUGCUGUGGCACAGAUAACUGUUUCCCUGUAACAUCAUGAGAACGUUAUAGCAGCUGUAAUCCUUUCCACUUAAGGGCAGUGGGCGGCGCGCACACAACGCGCCCCUUAUUGCGAGACAUAUACAUGUGAGGGCGCGCGUCCCCCCAAAUCAUUCCAGUCAGCCCGGGAGGAACCCGCUCUUUAAACCCAGACCGAGCCAAGCUGGGCCGAACCGAGCCGAGCCGAGCCAAUCCGAGCGUUCAGAGGCAGCGGAGGAGCCAGGAUGAGCUGGUAGCGCAUCUUUUACGCACACCGCCCGACCGCUCCGCCGCACGCCUGCACCUCCGUCCCUUAUAAACGCAGCGACUGCCGCUCCGCGUUCAGUUCUCACGCCGACACCAUGGAGACGCCACUGGCCAGGAGCGAUGCGAUCGUUUCCCAGCUGCUGCUCUUCUGCCACAUCGUCGUGGCAGUGGAACCGCUGGUCCGAGGCCUGAAGAAACUCCCAGAAGACAUCGACUGGUCGUACUCAGGUACCCUGAACCAGCACAUCUGGGGUAAGAAGUACCCGUCCUGCAACAGCGGGCGGCAGUCUCCUGUGGACAUCGAUGAAACCUUCACCCAGGUCAGGCUGCAGUACCAGAACCUACAGCUCGAGGGCUGGGACCAACUGACGGCAGAGUCCAGCACCAUCCACAACAAUGGGAAGACUGUGGCCAUUGAUGUGGAGGGGGAGUUCUUUGUGAGCGGAGGAGGGUUGAACUCCAGGCUUCGUGUCAGUAGAAUCACGUUCCACUGGGGGCGCUGCAACACAACGUCGGAUGGGUCUGAACACAGCCUGAAUGGGAUGAAAUACCCCCUGGAGAUGCAAAUCUACUGUUACGAUCCGGAUGAGUUUCUAAGUCUGGAUGAUGCUAUAAGGGAAGGAGGGAGGGUCUCUGCCUUGGCUGUGCUCUUUGAGAUCAGCCUGGAAGACAAUGAGAACUUUAAUCCCGUGAUAGAUGCCAUCAACACUGUCAGCAGGUUUGGUAAGAGCGGCUCGUUGGAAGCCUUCACCCUGCGCUCCUUAAUGCCUAAUAACACCGAUAAAUAUUACAUCUACAACGGCUCCCUGACUGCUCCUCCCUGCUCUGAGAUGGUGGAAUGGAUUGUGUUUAAACAGACUGUGGCCAUAUCGGAAAAACAACUGGAGAUGUUUUGCGAGGUGAUGACCAUGGAGCAGGCCGGAUACGUGAUGCUGACCGAUUACCUGCAGAACAACUUCAGAGAGCAGCAGCAGCAGUUCAUGGGUCAGGUGUUCGCCUCGUACACCGGAGUGGAGGACGUUCUGACUCCCACCUGCAGUUUAGAGCCGGAGAAUGUUCAGGCCGAUGCUCAGAACGACACCACCAUCGUGGUGACGUGGGAGCGCCCCCGCGUGGUUUACGACACGACCAUCGACUGGUACACCGUCACGUACCAGAGGCUGCAGGGCCGAGACCAAACCAAGCUGGAGUACAGGACAGACGGAGACCAGGAUGUGGGCGCCAUCAUCUCAAGCCUGCUGGCCAACAGCAGCUAUGUGGUGCAGGUGGUGGCUGUUUGCACCAAUGGACUCAGAGGACGAUGGAGCGACCAGAUCAUCGUGGACAUGCCUUUAGAAGACCCCGAAGCUGAUUCAGACCCUGACACUGUCACUAAAGAUGUGGGAGUCAACAAGGAGGUCUCAUCUAAAACCAAGUGGGGGAAACCUGAGAACCAAAACCAGGUGGAUUUGCCCUUAGAGGACCACAGCCCUGUUGAGGAGGUCCCAGCAGAGCAGACCAGAGUUUACCAGAACCAUCCCACACGCCUCCAGGACCAGCCGACAGACCAGACCCAAGCAAAACAGAAUGCAGCGGUGCAGGUCCACCCCCGCCCAUCCCCCAAGACUCCCUCUGAAUCUGUGGUUCUGCAGAAAACUCGCCUCAACCAGAGUGUGAAAAAGAAAACGGAUCAAAACAGGUCCACACCAGAUGAUAUGGACCAGAACUGGAUCGAGGAGGACAGCAUGACUCCAACACAGCGGCCUUUCACUAAGGCAGGUUUUGACGGAAACGGUGCAAUCUGGAUAACCGAGGCAACGGAGCAGCCAGGCUUCCUGUUUCCAGUGGCUCGGACCACGAGGCUGCCGACGAUCCACCGACAAAUCACAGAAGAGGGUUCACUGUCAGAGCUCUCAAACCAGUCCAAGGAUCAGGCUCCACCAGAACAAACUGGCGAGAGUGAGCUCCCUUCUCUGCAGUCGGACCUUUACACCCCUCCUGUGGAGGAAAUCCAAGUCACAGAUGUCUUCUAUGAAGACACAGUCAACAACUUUCCCCUGGAAAGCUCUGCCUCCGCGGCAACAGAGUCCUCUGCUGUGGUGCCAGGUAUUAAAGUGGACGGAGUCUCCCCGGUGUUCUCCACUGAGGACAGCGACGCUCCCGUGAACAAACCACUCCUGGAAACCGUCACUCCUGCCUCCUCUUCCUCGCCGUCCUCCCUCUGGAUUACGGCAAGGACGGCAACCUCCAGCAACACCCUCGCCGACUCGGUCUACAAAUCACUCACCACCUCCUCUCUGCUCAGGGUGCUGAUGCACACCACCCAGCCCAUGUUCAACGAGGGCAGCAACAGCAGCCACGAGUCUCGGGUGGGGCUGGUCGGAGGCGUGGAGAGGGAGAAGAGGACAGUCGUUCCUCUCGCUGUCGUCUCCACUCUCACCAUCAUCUGUCUGAUGGUCCUGGUGGGCAUACUCAUCUACUGGAGAAACUGUUUCCAGGCAGCGAACUUCUACCCAGACGACAGCGCCUCACCUAAAGUCAUAUCUGCUCCCUCUACCCCCCUGCUGCUGGCUACAGACGGUCAUGAGCCACUCACGGUGAAGCAGUUUGUGAAGCAUGUCAUGGAGCUCCACACCAACAACACCUUCACCACGGAGUUUGAGGAGGUACAAGCCUGCACAGUGGACAUGGGCAUCACCACCGACAGCUCCAACCAUCCCGACAACAAAAGCAAGAACCGAUACAUCAACAUCCUGGCCUAUGACCACAGCAGAGUGAAGCUGGUCAACAGUUUAGACAAAGACGGGAAAUGUGGGGACUACAUCAACGCUAACUUUGUUGAUGGUUAUGAGCGAACCAGAGCGUACGUGGCAGCGCAGGGGCCCCUCCGAGCGGGCAGGGGAGACUUCUGGAGGAUGAUCUGGCAGCAGAAUAUCGGAGUGAUCGUCAUGAUCACCAACCUCAAGGAGAAAGGACGGACAAAAUGUGACCAGUACUGGCCAGACGAGAACCAGGAGGAGUAUGGUCCGUACCAGGUGACGAUGAAAAGCAGCAAGACCCUGGCGUACUACACCCUGCGGACCUUCACCGUCAGGGAUACCUCAAAUAAGGCGUCCCAGAGAGUCGAACACACAGUCAUGCACUACCACUACACCCAGUGGCCAGACAUGGGCGUCCCAGAAUACACUCUGCCUGUCCUGUCCUUCAUCAGAGCAUCGUCCCGGGCCCGCACCCAAGAGAUGGGCCCUGUACUGGUGCACUGCAGUGCCGGCGUAGGGAGAACAGGAACCUACAUUGUGAUAGACGGCAUGCUGCAGCAGAUCCAGGAUCAGGGGACAGUGAACGUUCUUGGUUUCCUGAAGCACGUGCGGACUCAGAGGAACUUCCUGGUUCAGACAGAGGAGCAGUAUGUAUUUAUCCAUGAUGCCCUGGUGGAGGCCAUCUUGAGCCGGGACACCUCAGUAACAUCAGACCUCCUCCACACCUACGUGUCUGACCUCCUGACCCCUGGGCUCUCAGGCAGGACGCGCAUGGACAAACAGUUCAAAUUGAUCAGUCAGCGUCAGGCGAAGCACGCAGACUACAGCACGGCCCUGAAAGACGGCAACGCUGAGAAGAACAGAGCCAGAGCUCUGAUGCCUGUGGAGAGAUCAAGAGUGUGUCUGACCGCCUGCGAAACAAACACCACCGGCUUCAUCAACGCCUCCUACGUCACGGGACAUCACCACAGUAAAGAGUUCAUAGUGAGCCAGACUCCUCUGAGCAGCACGGUGGCAGAUUUCUGGAGAAUGAUCUGGGAACACAACACACACACUGUUGUUCGCCUGCCGGACGCACACUGUCAGAGUGAAGAGGGGGGGGGCUGUGUCUACUGGCCCGGCAAAGACCAACCAAUGUGCUUUGAGGGUUUCAUUGUGUCGCAAUCGGGGGAGGAGCAUGUCUCUCUGUCCAAUGAUGAGAGACUCUUGAUGCAAGACUUCAUGUUGGAGUCCACAGUGAACAAUUAUGUGCUGGAGGUGCGAGAGUACAGCGCCCCCUGCUGGCCGAACCCAGACAGUCCCAUCAGGAACAGUUUUGAUCUGGUCAACGCGGUCAGGGAGCACAGCCGACACACCGACAGGCCCACCGUCAUACAUGAUCCGUUGGGAGGUGCUACAUCAGGGCUGUUCUGUGCUCUCAGCACCUUGUCCAGUCAGCUGGAGGAGGAGGGAGCUGUAGACGUCUACCAGGUGGCACGGAUGACCAAUCUCAUGAGGCCUGGGGUGUUCAAUGAUGUAGAGCAGUACCAGUAUCUGUACCAUGCGGUGCUGAGUCUGGUGAGCAGCCAAGAGGACCUGAGAGCCCUGCAGAGUCCAGAGACCAACGGAUCUGUACCACUGGGACAGACCAACAUCGCAGAGAGCCUGGAGUCACUCAUGUAGACACACACACACACACACACACACACACACACAGAAACACACACUCCAGUGAUGUGGUGACUGAGGUUCGGCUUGUGAUGAGAGAAUGAACAUUGUGGUUCACAGCUGGGUCCAUGCUGCUGCCUGACUGCACAGUGUGUUGCGUCAUUAUUAAAAAUAUAAAACCUAACGAUCCAGUUUAAUCCAGUAAAGCCUUAAGUCAUCUAAACCACUGCAGGUGUUAGACUGUGUAAACAAAAUCAUAGCAGGACCAGGAUCUCCAUAUAGUGACUUCAUUUAGUCUCUGUGAUCAGUCAACACGUCCAGCAGGUUGAGACAGAUCAUUACAGGUGACUGGUCUUUCCAUGGGCUGCUGUCAGACCCUGUUCACACCUGGUGCUAACAUCUGGUUCUAACAUCUGUCCUGAUCGAUCUCCUCUGAUGAAUAAACACAACUGUAAUUUGUGCUGUUUUUACCCCGUGUGAGUUUUCAGAUGUGUCUGAUAACAGCUGAGUGAGUGAGCAAGUGAGUGAGCGAGUGAGUGAAUUCAUGCAGCUGCGAAAACAAAUGUGACCAAAAAGAGUAUAAACCAUGAUGUGUUGACCAGUGUUGAUAUUGGUUUGUUGGCUACAAACAAAUCAACAUGUGAUCAUUGAGAAGAAUAAAUGUGAUAUAAGAUACAUUGGAUUGAUUGUGAAACUGUAGGGGGGGGUUCAGGGAUCGGAUCUGGACUCAUUGAGGACGCAUGUUAACACCAGGUCUGAACGGGGUCUCCAUGUUAGAAGGCUACAUUACAGAAUUUACCAGAGACACAUUUCUGGUGUUAACCGUGGUAUCGUCGUAGCAGCAACCUUCACACAGGGUAUAUAAGUUAACUAAUGGCGUUACAUAUGGUUAAUAGAUCCUGUUCUUAUGUUUUUAUAGAUCAGCACAUAAACAGUGUUCGGAUUAAAGCAGGCUGUGAAACCUCCACCUGAUUGGAGCAUUACAAACUUCUACAUUACAAAAAAAUAAAAGGGCUGCAGAUUAAAAGUUGAUGAUCUAAGCACAUGGAUUAUUAAAAAAUGUGAUGGUUUAUGAAACAAAGUGGAAACAAACCCAUGUUAAAAAGUGUGGAACCAAAAAAGCUUCACUGCCUUUCCAGCGGAAAACUGGGACUGUUCAGUGUGAAGCUUCGUGCAGCAGAGGUUCGGUACUUUCUGAGAAACGGCCAAAAGUCUGUUAAAAACAGGCGAAUAUAAAAGAAAAACAUAUUUUUGAAAUAUGAAAUUCUAAUUUCAUUAUUUCAUUGCAUAUUAUUGUUUUUUUAAUCACAGUAAAAACCCGUCUUUAAAAACUUUAAAUGUGAAUCUUUCUUUAAAUUUUUUUAAAUUGUAGUUUCUCAUUUAUUGUCUCUCCGCCGUUGUUACUUUUUAAGCUUUUCUUUUCGUCUUUCCUUUUAAAAAUUUUAAAUGAAUAUUAAUAAAAGUACAAAUCAGUCUAAAGAACCAUGUGAUUGAUGAUAAUAUUUCCUGCAAGACCUUUGAUUCCCUGCACAAUAAUUGGCAGAAUUUCUAAUAACGUUUUAAUCACCAAAACCUUGAAGGCCUCACUCGUGAUAGUGAAAUGAGCGCUGGUGUUUACUGCUGUUGAGUUCUCCUGCUUCUGUCUCGUUGCCACUGCCACAUGGUCUCUGGUGCCUUUUUUUAACUCAUGCUAUUGUACUGAAAAAAACUGUUUUGAUACAACUGUGGGAAUAACAUGCCAAAAUAAUAAGACUGAUGUGUGGUCUGUAUCUAUUUUCUUAAAGGGGAUGAGUGCCCCAGUGUUGUAGAGGUCGGAGGGGAGGUAUUAAAGUGAUAAUCCAUCAAACUCGGCUUGUAGCUGUGGUCGGUUGAAAUUGAAAUCUGGAUUCUGAUGUUGAGCAAAAAAACAUCACGACCUCUCAGCUGAGCGUUGUUGCAGAAUAAUCAACGGGGGGAAUCAGCCAGAGGAAAAAGACGACAUCAUUUAUCUUCUGUUGCUGCUGCAGACACUAGGAUUUCAGACAAUGAGCCGAGGGGGUGGGAAACUGAAAAGCUGUGACUCCCUCUGUGACCCCGUGCCACUCUUUAUGACUGUUUCAAGUUUUUGAGUAAAGUCUAAAUGUUUCCGUUGCGACCAACUGAAUCAAUCGCGCUCUGAGUCGCUGUUCCCACUGUUUGUGUGUAAAUAUCCCUGAACACAUUGAAAGUCCAAAUUACUGUAUGUUUAUAUUGUACCUCUAUAUAUUUUCUAUUUUACUAUAAAAGGUGAUUUUCUAGCCAUUUACACAAAUAUAUAUAUAUAUAUAUAUAUAAAUAACUGUGUGGUUUCUAUUUGAUAAUUUUAGCCUGGAAAUAUUGAUCAUGUUUAUAGUUUUAAUGGAAUGUUGUCUCUUUUUAUUCUCUUUAUGAUUACGUAGCAGCUUAAUGUCUAUACUUUAUCUCCAGAUAUAUACUGGUCCAGUUUGUAUAUAGCAACAGGCUGAAGCAGCAACAAUUAAAGAUUUGUUUCAAACU